Molecule: messenger RNA, 3681 nt
Organism: Octopus sinensis (East Asian common octopus)
Lineage: Eukaryota; Metazoa; Mollusca; Cephalopoda; Octopoda; Octopodidae
Product: heterogeneous nuclear ribonucleoprotein A3-like
Exons: 4
Coding region: 124-1122 (332 amino acids)
Molecular function (GO): RNA binding
Source: RefSeq, a predicted model, not a curated record
UAAGCCGAUUAUCCUAACGCAUAUCUCCAUUUUGAGUAUCUCUCUUAUUAGCUGUUCUCUGACAGUAGUCGUUUGCGUUACUACACACCAGCUGAAUAAACAAGCUAAAGUAAUUCGUUUAAAAUGCCUGAAAGAUUUUAUAACUACAGAGAGGAGAAUAGUGAUGAUCCUCAAGCAGAAAAAUUCCGCAAAUUGUUUAUUGGCGGUCUUAACUAUGAGACGACGGAAGAAGUUAUUAAACAGCACUUCGAACAAUGGGGCGAAAUCGUUGACUGUGUCGUAAUGAAAAACCCAAGCACGAAAAGAUCUCGUGGAUUCGGUUUCAUUACUUACAAAUGCGCCGAAAUGUUAGAUGAUGCACAGAAGAACCGACCUCACAAAAUUGAUAAUCGUGAUUUGGAUACAAAAAGAGCCAUGCCUCGUAAUGAAUCGGACGAAACACAAACAUCAGUGAAGAAAAUGUUCGUCGGCGGAUUGAAGGAGGAAACUUCUGAAGACGAUAUUCGGGAUACUUUCGGUGGUUUCGGCAAAAUCGAAAAACUGGAAAUGAUUAAAGAUAAAGCAACCGGCAAACAAAGAGGAUUCUGUUUUAUCACCUAUGAGGACUUCGACUCUGUAGACAAGGUUGUUCUUAAACGUCGCAUCUCGCUCAACGGGAAAAUGGUGGAAGUGAAAAAAGCUGUCUCCAAGGAUCGUGAAGGUGGAAUGGGCAUCGGCGGCGGCCGUGGAGGAAGAGGUGGCGGUGGUAUGCGUGGUGGAAUGGGUGGAGGACGCGGAGGCUUCGGUGGUGCAAACGGCAGCGGUUACAACGACAACUAUGGAUACCAUUGUAACAUGGGCUAUCAAGGCAACGCUGGAGGACCCCAGGGCUACGGCGGUAAUGGUCCACAAGGCUACGGCGGAGGUAAUCAGGGCGGCUAUGGAGGCGGAGGCUACGGUGGCAGCAUGGGUGGUGGCCGCUACGGCGGCGGUGACUUCAAUGAUGGCUACAACAACUUCGGAACUGGUUACAGUUACGGAAAUGGCGGCGGACCAACUCGUGGUGGUGGUGGUGGUGGUUUCAACAGAGGUAGCGGCCCUUAUGGUAGUGGCUACGGUAGUGGCAGCAACUAUCGGCGGUAAUUUGCUUUUCUAAACGAACACAACCUUCAUCACCAGCAAUAUCACAUAAGCCUCUCCCACCAGAGGAAAAAUAUAGAGAAAAUCAAAUUCCACAUCUUCCAUCAUCAAUAGCAACAUCCAACAGCAGCCAAGCCAUCUCCUUCAUCCACCUACAUCUGUAACACAAAGCUGCAACACAUCGGGACUUCUACGGCCAGGGGUCAAGGAGUAGCCAGUGGUGAGUAACUUGGACUUUAAACAAAAGGCAGUGCUUUGGUGAUGGUCAGUUUCGCCCCCUUUUACAUCUUAUUUACAAUUUCUAAUUUAAUUACUGAAGAAAAGGAAAUGAGCCAACCAACUUACGUGUUUUAAUUGUCUAUUCUUUUAUGACCUGAUCCAGCCACUGUCUUAUAGUUGAUUCUCCAGGAAAAUUACUACUAGAAGCUACUAAGUGUAGAAAGUGAGGGCCACUCCAAUGAAAUACUGUUGCAGCAGCCAUUUAUCUUCGGCUACCCCCAGCAAACUUGCUGGUUGAGAUGUAUCUUGUAAAUAAAAAAAUUUACAAACUUGAACUAGAUUUCAUCAUUUUGUCUAGACAAAUUGUCGGUUAGUUUUUUUUUUUUAUAGUAUUAUCAUUUCCUGUUUGGUCUUUUUCCAUGUUAGUCAAGAUAGUUUAAGAGCCUCAACAGUAUUUCAGUUGCCGCCACUUGGUUAUUAAAUUUCACUCAUCCUCUUACCUUCACUUUGCUUAAUCCCUACCACCUCGUUUAAACCUCCACUUUUCUUUUCCCCCAACCUCCGACCUUUUCACUAGACUCACCCACCAUAUACAGUUGACGUGUUUUGUUAAUGUCUAGUAUCUUGCUUGGUCGGCAUGUCGCUAAUUCUGUGUCUGUUAUAUAUGUAUAGUAUGUGUGUAUAAUUAUAUGUAUGAGUGAAUUUGUAUAUAUCUUCAUAACUGCUAAACUUUUCGCUAAAUUAGUUGCUGGUCAACCAUCUGUAUUUGUAAUCAACAAUCACAGCAGAACUUUGACCUGCUGGUCACCACGUGAACUAUGAUGUAGUCAUACACCUAGCCUCAAGCAGAUUUACUGUUUUAAGUAACUUAGUGUCAUGUUUAGUUUCGUGUUAGGUAAGUAUUUCUAGAAUUAACUCGAUUUAGAUUUUCUUGCUUCCACUUUCUGCAUGAGCUUCUGUAAUUUUUUUUUUACACAUGGCCCUAUCACCGUCUGUUUUAACUUUCGUUCCAUCCCUAGUUUUCACAUUAUUCUCAGCUGAUCAUGACCAUGAAAAUUACCGUUCUUUCUCCUGAUCCCCCACCCAGCCCCUUUUCAUGUGUGGUAAGGUCGGUGCUGAAAGGGAUGAGUUCUGUACUGUUUGCAUGCCAGGUGGGUGUGCUGGGGGAAUUUUAAUUUUGCUUUCUUCCCGGUUGCUGCAUCUUAGUGUAAGCCACCCUUGUAGGUAGGUAAGUCAGUCGGCAGUCAGUCAUCUUGUUUAUACUACUACUACUACUACUACUACAACAACAACCAUUACCAACACUACUACUGUUGUCAUUUCACCCAGUACCAGUCUACUUUUCAGGUCAAUAUGGCAUAAGUAUUGUUUGAUAGAUAAGAUGAGCUUAUUUGCAGUUGUCAGCAGUACAUUUAGUGCCUUUCGCUACUCUAAGUAUGUCUGGGGAAUUGAGGUAAGUGACUAUAUACUAAUUAGGUGUGAAUUUGUCUGUAAUAUAAUAAGUCUUGGGUGGUUCAAUUUAACCUAAUUAAUGGUAAUGUAUGGAUGACUUACUUAUUCUUUAUCUGAUAUAUUGUAUAUUCUAAAGGCAUUAGGCCUCCACUAUAAUAUAAAAAGAAAUUGGUAGUACUAACAUAAAUGUACGAUUUAAUGUCAGUUUAAAACAUUUUAGAAACUUGAGCAAUGGUUUAAUAUAAACAUCUACAUAAGACUUAGUGUUAUUUAACUAUUAUUUAACAAACAGUUCAGUGUCUUAAAUGACUUUAAAUGUAUUAAACCUGCUUUAUUUUCAGCUCUUUGAACUAGAACUUGCUAAUUUAGCUGGUCUUAAGAUUUCAGGAUUAGCCCUUAGCAGUUUAUACGAGGCAUAUGCGAUGCUAGUUGUCACUACUACCUCUACCUAUCCUACUACUACUACUACUGAACAGCAUGGAAGCUAGGUGACUAUGAGGAAGAUCAAGUAAAGGUUGACACUAUCAACUUGAAACUAGUUUCAAUCUAUGUGAACUGCAUCAGGGAAAUGGUGAUUGAUAGGUGAGAGCAAUGAGAACAGCCAUUGGGAAUACAACUGAGCUUACUGCUCAGUAGGAGUUGGUUUUGUAGCAAGAUGCAGUCUUAGUGACCAAGUGGAUUGGCUUCCUUGAUGACUGAAGGUGCAGUUUGGACUCUCCGAGAAAGUACUGCAAAUUUAAAGGUGUAAGCUUAGGUCAAGCUAAGUAAUAAGGUGCAGUAGAUGAUCCCAAGAUUUCUACCAGAUAUCCAGUCGGGGAGUCCACAAGCGGCUAUUAGCCUCUUUUCAGAACUUUUUAUCUAAAUGAUUUUAAUAAAGAUUUAUUUAAUAAU